GUUAAGAAUACUUCACGGUCCAACGUGUGGGCAUUGUGUUUAGCCAUGACUGCCACGAUUGGAGUGACAUUCGGUGCUGGUUCGGCUGCCAAACGGAUUUUACUUUUCGCCAUCAAUGUCACAGUGUUGCUACUUGGUCUGACGUGUUCAGUAUUGUGUCUGUAUCAAGUUAAACUGAUGCCUGAAACUUAUGAGGUGAUCGUUGCUGCCAUUCAAGAAUCUAAUUUGACACUACCAACACCAGGACCCGUCACCUCGUUGCCAUCCGUGACCAUCUCCAAAAACAACAACAACACGACCCGGACUACGAAAAAAGGACGACCCCGGGUUAGUCGAUAUGUUGGUCCCAAAAAUGGCGCCGCACGUAAUCCACAAAUUCCUCCGUUUCCGGUUACCUUGGUGGACAAUUUCAGCACAGCUGAUGAGGUUCCAACCCUAACAAUUUCUCUCGUCACCUUGGAUGUCACGAAACCAGUAACCUUGUCUCAAACGACGACAACUACGCCUACGAUUGGUUCGACCAUGGCGAAGACAUCUACGAGCACCAGUAGGCCUAGCAGUUUGAGCUUAGUGACUCAAAUCAAAAAUAAUUCCGAUGAAAUGGUUAACUUCGGGCAGCUACUGAAGGAUCGAAUAACUGAACUUGAAAAUGAAUUGAGAAUAGCUCAAUCCUUCAAGAAGUUACCCAUUGCGGAAUUUAACUUCUCCAACACCCAAACGUCGUGGACAAUGGCAGCAACAUUGACAUCUAGCCGCUCUAGUGAGUCCAUUCCAACAACCGUUGGCCAACAACCUACGCUGGAAACAAACACUACUUCGACGCCGACUACUGCAAUCAAGUCCACUGUAGGUCUUGUAUCUGUCCUUUUGUCUACUUCUUCAACGACCAACCCGUCCACCUCUUCAACACCAAUAAUCGAUGGAUUAUUAUCUUCCGUAUCCUCAACUUCGGUCGGAGCUUCUACAACAACUACAACCACAGCGCUAACAGAAAAAUCAACUGGAAUAGCUACAACUUCUACCACUGAAUGGCCAACAACUUCCACACCGACCACAAUAUCUACAACAACAACAACACCUGUCACGAAAUCCACAACAAUAUCAACUAGAUUUGUAACAACUACUGCGCCGGAAACAUCUACGACGUCUUCAACAACUGUCACAACAUCGUCGACAGAAAUCCCUGUAGUUGUUCAUUCAACGUCAACACCUAAAACUACUACUGCUGCAACUACUUCGCUGGAUCCAUCUACUACUCCAGUAUCUACUCCAUCAACAACCCCAUUGAUUCAUCAGAGUGUAGACGCCACAACAACCAAACCUCCAACAACAACGUUGAUAUCCUCUCCAUCGACGAAAGCUACAACUGCUUCAAAGACGACGGUUAUGCCAACUACUCCGGUUCAAACUACCCCGACAUCCAGCAGUCGGUCUCCGUCAACUACCACAAAGAAAGCCGCAACCACUUUGAUGACCACCACGACGAAAAGUCCAUUGGGCUUCAUCGACCUGACGGAUGUCAUCAACAAAUUGGUCGGCCGGCGAGAUCUAUCCGCCCGUCCACUUCGCAAUAGGAGAGCUUCCGCGACGACCGUUGCUCCGGCCGUCAGUUCGAGUGACACUUUGACAGCUGACCAUAUUCCGGUCUACUUUGAGCAAGUCUUUUUCCUGGUACAGACGAGCCUCUACGUCUGCACGGCCGCCGGCCUACUAAUCUUCUUCUCUUCAUUAGUGGGCAUUUGCGGUGGCCUAUUUCGCAUCGACGGCUGCCUGAAAUUCAGCGUCGCUGCAUUGGUGUUGGUCAUCAUGGCGGAAAUGGCGACGUCCGCUUUCAUUUUCUUCGCCCACGACAAGGCCAGCAAUCGCAACAAGAACAAAAACUUUGAUCGCGAUUUGAAACUUCUCUGCGAGUUGGCUUACUUUUGUGUCCAGCCAAUGUUGCUCGUCAUCACCGGUUCAUUCUUGUGCGUCUCGGUUGUACUGCAGAUUGGUUCCAUCACGCUGGCUUGCAAUUUGAUGGAAAAUAGGACCGAAUCUGAUCCAGACAAGAAACUUCGCCGGAUGAUGCGCUCGGGUAGAUCCGAUUUUCAGUUUGCGUCCGGCAACACCAUGUACAACAAUCCGUACACCAAUCCCAUGCCCAUGCCGUGCUGCGGUGGAGGAGGAUACGGAGGCAUGGGGGGUCAUCAUUUACCCUACCCACCGUCCAUGAUGAUGCCCAUGCAGAAUAUGUACCCGCCCGUUUUCACCGGCCCCGGUCAGCGUCCCAUCGUCAACAUAAUCUCGUGAUAAAAUUGAAUCAUAUUAUUCCGCUCAAAAAGGUAUGUGAUUUUUUUCCCAUCAACCCAAUUCAUUCAACUAAUCUUAUUGAUAUUAUUUAUUCUUCAAAUUGAUAUUAAUUUUUUAAAGCUCCGUGUUCUUAUUAUAAAAAUUGUCUUUUGUGUUUCUGUUGAAAUGAAAACUCCUUCAAGUUAAUAACCGAUUGAUUGUAUUUAUGUCAUCUCUGAAUCCAGGCAAAUUGGGCGAAUAGUAAAAUUUGGUGUUUGAAAGAGGAGAUGUAG
Messenger RNA from Daphnia pulicaria, 2561 nucleotides. RefSeq names its product mucin-5AC-like. The transcript has 7 exons. The record is from RefSeq and is a predicted model, not a curated record. Bases 46 to 2289 code for a protein of 747 amino acids. Lineage: Eukaryota; Metazoa; Arthropoda; Branchiopoda; Diplostraca; Daphniidae.